This is a messenger RNA of Entamoeba invadens IP1, 429 nucleotides long. RefSeq names its product tyrosine kinase, putative. NCBI's taxonomy places the organism in Eukaryota, Evosea, Mastigamoebida, Endamoebidae. Gene Ontology annotation, biological process: protein phosphorylation. The record is from RefSeq and is a predicted model, not a curated record. The transcript has a single exon. Gene Ontology annotation, molecular function: protein kinase activity; ATP binding. The annotation marks the transcript as partial.
AUCAAACCAGACAAUUUAUUGGUCUUUUCACUUGACGCAAAUGAGAAGGUAAAUGCUAAACUGACGGAUUUUGGAUCGUCGAGGAAUAUCAAUUUGUUGAUGACUAACAUGACCUUCACAAAGGGUAUUGGAACACCAAAGUUUAUGGCACCAGAAGUGUUAAAACAAGAGAAGUACACAAAAGCAGCAGAUGUGUAUUCAUUCGCUAUUACUAUGUACGAAACAUUUUCAUGGUUCGAGGCGUAUAGAAAAGAUCAGUUUAAGUUCCCUUGGAAAAUAGCAGAGUUCAUUAACCAAGAAAACAGACUGCCACGAAUCGACCCGAUUCAAGAAAACCAAUUUGAUGUCAUUGAAGCAUGUUGGAAACACAAUCCAAAGAGUAGAAUGGGAAUUGAAGAAGUAGUGCAACGACUUCAGGAAAUUGUUUAA